Gadus morhua (Atlantic cod) is the source of this 2775-nucleotide messenger RNA. RefSeq lists its product as uncharacterized. The record is from RefSeq and is a predicted model, not a curated record. The coding region runs from base 1227 to 1985 and encodes 252 amino acids. The transcript has 8 exons. Lineage: Eukaryota; Metazoa; Chordata; Actinopteri; Gadiformes; Gadidae.
AAGGCGAAGCCUAGACGGCUACGCCUACAAUCAUAGAACUAGAGUUAUAAUAACAUAACUAUCGUUUUUUUCACAGAGACGAAGGAUGGACACAAAACAUUAGCCACCAAGGUUUAUUUUAAAGACAAGGACAGGCUUUCCUUAUUAUUUAACACCAGCUACCAUCCCCGGCAUACUUUCAGCUCCAUCAUCAAGUCACAACUAAUCCGUUUCCACCGCAUCUGCUCUCUACCCCACCACGUAGAGGAAGGCCAGCAGGACCCUUUUCAAGGCCCUUAGACCUUGCGGCUAUUCCAAACGUUUUCUUCGGACUAUUAAAGGGGAAGUGACCGCCCUCUUCCAGCCAGGCCGGCCCGUUCUCCAUGGAAAAAAGAACACGGAACAUAGGUUAAUUCCAUUCAUUACAACAUUCUAGCGACAACUAGGCCCCCUCAAGCAAGCUAUAAAACAACAUUUUAAUUCCGCCAAACCUCAAACCGCCCCACUCGCUUCUUUUAAAAAUGUAAUGUCAUACCGCCGUAAUAAAAAUCUGCAGGACAUGCUAGUCCAUACGGCACACAACAAAGCAAUACGCACAACCUUCGACCCCUAUUUUACCAACCUGAAAUACAUCUUCAACUGUCGAGCCGGUGUCCCCAUCUCGCAGACCUUCACACUACUCUCCUGCAAUGUCGUCUACGCCAUCCAGUGCAAAUUAUGCAGGAGCAUCUAUGUGGGCGAAACGGGAGCUACUAUCAAACCAAGGUUAUAACAACACAUUUACCAUAUUCAGAAAGGAACAAACGAUAAACGGCUGUAUACUCACUUCAUUUCACAUCAUAUCAACAACUUUUCAUUGUCCGGUCUAGAGACCAAUGUCGGUUGGUCCCUGGUCCAGAGGAGAGCUGCUGUAAGAAGGUGGAUCUUUAAGCUUUCCUCCAUAGCCCCGUUUGGCCUAAAUGAUGAUCGGUCUCGCCCCUCCAUCCGUCCCGGUCCUCAUCAUAACUUCCCCAGCAUCCUUUCUCCUAAAACAUAGCCACUCAAUCAGUUCCUUACCAUAACCUCUUCCCUCCCCCCCCUCCUAAACAUAACCUUUCUCACAUAUUUUAUUUCUUUUAUUGAUUUUAUUUCAUUUCAUUUAUUUUAUUUUAUGGAAGCAAACGUAUUUAAAUCUCUUGUGCCCGUAAUCCUAACCCUAACCCUAACCCAGGGUUGGUAGACGCUGGGAAUACCAGGAACUCUCCGCCAUGGUUCCGGAUGAAGCGUCUUGCCGCUCACUGGUCGACCACCUCGAAAACAGAGGAUUCUUUGUUGUCGGUGAACCGUUGGAGGACGCGCAUGGUGCAGAGCCCAGCUCUCAGGAGACGGGGCACAGGCCUGAGCACAAGCGUCUGCUGGAGAUGGCAGAGGGUCGGACAGAGGAAGCUUGCCAUGGGCUCCUAACGGGCGAGCGGUUGCCGCAACAUGAGAUGACGCUGUACCGGUACUUUUGCAUGGCCACCCUGACGAUCACGCACCGUGUACCGGAAGAGACGGUGGUGGACUUCAAAGUCACUGAGUGGAAUGACAGGCAGGUGAGCGCCGGUGUCGGGGCGACGAUCUACUUCCGAGACGGUGCGGACAGAGCUGUUUUCAGCGUAGACGAGGAGAGGUGGUUAGGUGCCUACUUCACGGCCAUCAGGCCGCUCUACCUGACGCGGAAAGGGGAAGCAGCGGAUGACCAGGGCUGCUUCUUCCUGGGGACCACAGGACUUCCCGUGGCCAAUCCCAGGUCCGACUUGUGCCGUCUCUGGAGGCACUGUCGGAAGAUCUGCGAGGGAGCGGGCCCGAAUCCGCCGCCCGUUACGGCCGAGGCCACGGGGACGUCUUCCCGGGACAAAAGUUCUGUGUCGGGGAAAGGGUCACGUGACGACCAAUGGGACGCUUUCUUCAGUGAAUUCCCCCUAACAAUAGGUGCCCUCGCGCCCUCCAAAGAUAAGAGGACUUGUCGGUGCCGGGUUUGGUGAUGAACAGACGCCCUAUUUCAAUUGGAGGCGCAUCCAGCUGGAAAAGCGUGUGCUACAUGUCUCCGCUUCCGCUGGCAGGCAGCGACCGACCGAGGCCAAAGUGGCAGCCAUUGUGGCCAAGGAGGAGUGGAAAACGAAUGUCCCCUCUCUCCCGGAUGUGCUCCAGGCGUGGGUCUCCCCUUUAAAGGCAGCCAUUGAGGACGACAAAGGUGUCCUCAAGUCAGUGGUGGAGCAAAGGUGGAAGGGGAUCGAUUUUAAGGAUUUCAGAGAACACAAGGGUAGAGGCGUCAUUGCCACCAUGCCGUUCUCCAAAGGUGAAGUGAUCUGCGACUGUCACGGAAAGCUCAUCUCUGAAUCGGAGGGGAAGAAGAUGAUGGAUGAAAUGCAGGAGGGAGUGAUGUGCUACCUCUUCUUCGUCAGGGGCAGGCUAGGCACCAAGCUGUGCAUCGAUUCCCAGAACUUCCCCUGCGAGUGCCGCCCUGGAUAGGACACCUUUGGAAGGCGCAUGAACGACUCGGGCAAGGCGUCCAAUGUGAAGCCUGUGUUGUUCCAGUUGAACUUCGCAGACGGACCCCAAGACACUGUCCUGUUCUUGGCCCAGAGAAACAUAGCCGGCAACGAAGAGCUGCGUUGGGACUAUGGUGUGAGACGGAUGUCCUUCAGAGAUGAGGGCAUGGACCUGGCAUGGCUGGAUGACUGAAAUGAUUUGCGUUGGUUCAUUGUGUUCCCUCAUUUGUUGUUGCCGGUUGUUGCUGUUCUUGUUGUUGUUUAGUGUCAUGUUUUGAAUAAA